This is a messenger RNA of Calypte anna (Anna's hummingbird), 4151 nucleotides long. RefSeq names its product chondroitin sulfate N-acetylgalactosaminyltransferase 2 (gene CSGALNACT2). The record is from RefSeq and is a predicted model, not a curated record. Gene Ontology annotation, molecular function: glucuronosyl-N-acetylgalactosaminyl-proteoglycan 4-beta-N-acetylgalactosaminyltransferase activity. The coding region runs from base 810 to 2441 and encodes 543 amino acids. Gene Ontology annotation, cellular component: Golgi cisterna membrane. The transcript is spliced from 9 exons. NCBI's taxonomy places the organism in Eukaryota, Metazoa, Chordata, Aves, Apodiformes, Trochilidae.
GGCGGAGGGACCCUCCCGCUCCCUCCCCAGCGCACAGGAAGUGGUGCUGCGGCUCCGCGGCCGGGCCCGCCCGACUGUCUCAAGAAGACCUUCCUACAUCAUUACCUCAUGGAAGACAACUGAACAUAGUGAUGUUUCUUUCUCCCACUAGCCACACUGAAAGGAAUACAAAGAUUUGGCUGCCUGUGCUCUGUUAGAGACCACAUUGCAUCCUUGAAGAUCAGCUGGAGGUGUUUUGACUUCAUUUUGCUGACUCAAGUCGCAGAUUCCAAGGAAAGGAGGGGAAGGGGAAUAAAACACUGAAGUGCCAGAGGAAAAGCCAAAUCAGCCAAUGAAAAUUACUGUUACUGAAGUGCCCACUGCUCUCACUUACAUAUAGUGGGGGGGAAAAUUGCUGCUGAUUCAAAGCUUCUAAAAUGACUUGUGCAGACUUUUCUCUCUGAACUUGAAAUAGUCUAAGAUUCUUCAACCAGAGUUCAAUUAGGAAAUGGAAAUAUGACUUCUUGCUGGUGUCUUCCAUCUUCCUUCCCCUCUGCAAGGUUUCUUGUUUGGGAUAGGAAAUCGUGAACAAAUUGUAUGGCGUCGGCCAAGCUUCGAGCUGAUGGUUAUGGAUAAAUCAGGAGCUUGGAUUUAUGUCCCUGCAAUGACACCUGAUCAAGGCAAAGGUUGAGAACUACUCAUAAGCUACUUUGUCAAAACUUCUAGGAAAUACUAUGGUCAUAUUUUCUCUAAAGUUUGAACUCUAGGGUAAUGUUCCCUGGAAGGCAGGAGCAGCUAAGUGAUCUUUUUGGAUUGGAAACAGAAAUAUUAUGAGAAUGCCCAGAAGAGGCUUUGUAAUUCAAGCCAGGACUCGUUGGCUUUUAGUGGGCCUUGCUCUACUGUUCAGUUUAGUCUUGCUCAUGUAUUUGCUCGAGUGUGCUCCCCAAACUGAUAGUAAUGGAUCUCUGCCUGGUGUUGUAGGUGACAGCAUGGGCAAAGAAUACUACCAGGCUCUCUUGCAGGAACAGGAAGAGCAUUACCAAAACCGAGCCACCAGUCUGAAACGUCAGAUUGCCCAGUUAAAGCAAGAGCUUCAGGAAAUGAGUGAUAAAUUGAAAUCCCUGCAGGAAAAAAAGAGCCCUAAGGUCAAUGGUGUGAACUACCAGGGCACCAAAGAACAAGCAUCCAGUGACCUCCUAGAGUUUCUCCAUUCCCAGAUUGAUAAAGCUGAGGUGAGCGUGGGGGCCAAGCUGCCAAGUGAAUAUGGAGUCAUUCCUUUUGAAAGCUUUACAUCCAUGAAAGUAUUCCAGCUGGAGAUGGGGCUCACUCGGCAUCCAGAAGAGAAACCUGUUAGGAAGGACAAACGAGAUGAAUUGGUGGAAGUUAUUGAGGCUGGCCUGGAAGUUAUUAAUAAUCCAGAUGAAGAAGAUGGACAAGAUGAAGAUGAUGGAGUAGGAGAGAAACAGCUGUAUGGUGACAGUGAUUUCAUAGAAGGUUACUAUCGUACAGAAAGAGAUAAAGGGACACAGUAUGAGCUGUUUUAUAAGAAGAUGGAUGGUAUGGAAUACAGGCAUGUCACCUUGUUCAGACCUUUUGGACCCCUCAUGAAAGUGAAGAGUGAAACGGUCGAUAUUUCUAGAUCAAUGAUUAACAUUAUUGUCCCUCUUGCUGGAAGAACUGAGGCAUUUGCACAGUUUAUGCAAAACUUUAGGGAUGUAUGUAUCCAUCAGGAUAAACGUGUUCACCUCACAGUGGUAUAUUUUGGACAAGAUGGGCUAUCAGAAGUAAAAAGCAUCCUAGAGUCUGUAGCCAGAGAAACUAAUUUCCACAAUUCCACACUCGUCUCGCUGAACGAGGAGUUUAACCGAGGCCGGGGACUUGACAUGGGUGCCAGAGCCUGGGAAAAAGGGGAGGUCUUGAUGUUCUUCUGUGAUGUUGAUGUUUAUUUCACAGCAGAGUUCCUCAACAGCUGUCGCUUAAAUGCUGAGCCUGGGAAAAAGGUUUUUUAUCCUGUGGUAUUCAGCCUUUAUAAUCCUGCUAUUGUCUAUGCCAACCAAGAUCUACCACCCCCUGUGGAGCAACAAUUGGUGCACAAGAAGGAUUCUGGUUUCUGGCGGGAUUUUGGCUUCGGUAUGACCUGUCAGUAUCGAACAGACUUUCUGACUGUGGGGGGUUUUGACUUGGAAGUGAAAGGCUGGGGUGGUGAGGACGUUCACCUUUACAGAAAGUACUUGCACGGUGACCUUAUUGUCAUCAGGACACCUGUUCCUGGUCUCUUUCACCUCUGGCACGAGAAGCACUGUGCGGACGAGCUGACUCCGGAGCAGUACCGCAUGUGCAUCCAGUCCAAAGCCAUGAACGAGGCCUCUCACUCACACCUUGGGAUGCUGGUCUUCAGGGAGGAGAUUGAGACUCACCUCCGUAAGCAGGCUUACAGGACUAACAGUGAAGCAGUGGGUUAAAUGUCACACACACACCACCACCACCACCCCCCCCAUGAUGUUUUUUGACUUCAAAUUCCCAGCGAACCAGCACCAUUUUUACAGCCUUAAUUCCACGUCAAAAUGCAGUGCCUCUCUUUUUCAGUGAAGAAGAGUUUAGGGGAGGGUUUGGUUCUUGUAUUUGUUUUCCAAGUAAUUCCUGACUGAUAUGCUAUUACCUACGUUAUCCUGCAAGUUCAAGCACCUCAAAUAAAUUGGGAAGUGUGUGUAGUUCAAGAAAAGUGUCUUCAGUAUUGACUGAAAAAAAUCAGUGGAACAGAAAACUCAACAACUUUUCCACAUGGUACAUUUCAGUUCUUAUAUUUGCAUUCUUUUAAGAGUCAAUAAUAAAUAAUCUUUUGUGUUGUCUUGAGUAAUUUCAGUCUGUAUGGUUCACUGAGAAGUUAGAAGGAUACUCCACUUACACUCCUUUCAGUGUAGAACCAGCAGAAAAGUGUGAAAAAGAAUCUCAUGAUGAAAGUUGUAUGGGAUGCAGCUGUUCAAUUGCUGAUUUCACAGCCUGUGUUAAGAGACAUUCAUACAGUUGAAUAUAGAACAAUUCAUGUGAGGUUGGGGGAUGAAAACCCUUUUUCAGCAGAACUUCAGAGCAUAUAAUGAAAUUACACACUGCAAAAGAGACACCACUUUCUUGUCUCGGUAAUGGAUCAAGUUGGGAAUGUUCCAGCUGGGCAUUUUUGGGUCUGGUCUUUUCCCAGAGUAGAUGCCACAUCACAGAAUCCCUUCUAUAAACUGAGCUGUGCUAUUAAGCUCAUUUGUUUGAAGAUUAUUUUUUUGCCCCACUUUAUUUAAAAUCCCUGCCUGUACAUCUCAUUAUUUAAGCUGAGGAGUCAUCUUUUUAUUCCCAUAUACACUUAUGAGAGGCCCAUUUGCUAUUGUGCCAAUAUUGUCCUUUUGCAUUCUUUUUCUGGCAUUUUCUUGACAUGCUCUUGGGAGGCAGUUUUAUGCCUUUAGCUGUCCCAGUGACUGAAAAAAAAAAAGUGCUAUUACAGUCUUUAUCAUACACUGUCCACUCCACUUGUUAGCCUAACAGCCUUAUUCUUCACUUACUUAUUUUGAGGGCAUUUUUUGGUUUUUGGGUUUCUUUCUCUAGUUUGGUGGGGGUUUUUUGUUUGCUUGUUUGUUUUUUAAAGCAUGCAUAAGCAGAAUUUUGCUGGUGUCUCAGUGCCUUGUACAGUGGCACUACUACUUCACUACUUCCCUUUUGGAUAUUUUGGGAUGCAUAAACAGUUUAAAUGCAGGCAGGUCAUUUUUUUUCCCAUGUUGUCUUACAUGCUACCAUAUGGCAUGCCUCAUUUUUUUAAUACAUUUGUUUAUAAAAUGAUUGCUGAGAAUGCUAAUUCAGUGAUUUAACCAUUUGGUCAUGGUAUCCACUGAAUUUAGACAUUAGAUGAAAACCCUUCUCCAACCAGGGGAUCAAGAUUUGUUUAUGAGUUUAGUCUGCUUCCAGAAUUCUCAAAGCAACUAAAGAUUUAAGUGGUUGAUUUCUGAAGAGCAGACAUGCUGCACAGAGAGUUCUGGGCACUGAUCCUUUUUAUAUGUACAUAAAAUUUGCCUUUAUGUAACUUAUUGUGGAGAACAGUGAACUGUAUUGUACUUAGAAUGAAGAGAAUGCAGUGCAAGACUUCUUGCAAUUAAUGUUCUCAAUAUAAUAAAUUGAAUUUCUGCAUUUUA